AUGAGCGAGUAUGUCAUCCCGAAAAGCUCGUUGCAGGGAAAGCUGGUCAUCUUCCGGACAAGGGGAAAUUGGGCCGAAGGCGAGGACAGCGAUGACGAGGAAGAGGACAGGACACACGAGUACAAGGUCAUGGGCGUGCCUUCCGUCGUCGAGGUCGACGGACGAUACAAGCGCAACCAGUACAUGUGGAACACCUGCUUUGUGUUCCGCGCGAACGCGAGCGUCGAGGCCUUCGAGCCCGUGAUCGACUCUGGCUUCCUUUCCAGCCCGAAACCUGACCACACCCCACUUCCAGCGGUUCUGGAGCAGCUUUUCGAGGACCUGAACUCGUACUCGGAGACGUCAAUCCCACUGGACGGGUACAACUGGCUCGAGCUGAAACUGUUUCCUUACUUCCCGAACCCGCCGCAGGUGCAUGACUGGGACGUGCCAAUCCCCCUCGUCGACUUCAAGUCCUUGCAGGACGCAAACUGGGACAUUACCGCAGCGCGCGUGGCACCGCACAUUAACGGUGUCAACCACGCAGCGAGGAUAGCGCAGCUGGCCGAUGCGGAUCCGGCCCUUGUGCGCGAAACGCUGCGACAUCUGCUCUACUACCAGGUCAUCAUGAUGGUCGACAUUUUCCAGUACAGCAACAUGUAUACGACGACGCCAUCGUUUGCGCGGCUGACGGCCGAUGAGGCGGUCCAGUCCGAGUGUGGGAUCUACGUCACUCGCCAAGGAUCGCCGGUGCCCGACUGGCCCAUUCUCGCCAGCCUGUAUGCCAAGCUGCGACCGGGGACGACGCUGCACAAGUGGUGCGAGGUGAACCGCAUCACGGAGCGGGGCAUCGAUCCGCGGCGAUUCGUGACCUUUGGCGUGAUCAAGGGCUUCCUGCGCCGUGUGCACCGAUGGCCGAUAGUGCUCGACCGGAGCGUGCAGCUGUUCCUUCCGUCAUCGCAGCCGACAUCUACGUUAGGCGUGCCAGACCACCCGAGGCGAAGAGUCGGAUUUCACAGAGGGGGCGACUCGGGCUUCUCCCGCCACGGUGGGCAUGGGGGAAGGCACCAUGAUGGGCAGGAGAGACUAGGAGGCUACCUUGAGAGGGCGGAGCGGGGCGCGCUGGAUAGUACCAUCACGCUCCGGAGCGAGAGCAACUCGUCCAUUCCGCCCAGCGUAUCUCCUGGCUCGCCGGCACAGGCCUCACAGCGCGGAGGCAGCCACAUUUCGCAGUCGGCGUACCAGCAGAACCAGUUCGGCAAGUCUGCCGGUGGGGAUACGCACCCGUCCUUCAGCUCUCGGCGCGGUGUGCGCUCCGGUGUGUCUGGAAUGAGCGGCGGCAUGUCUGGUGGCAUGUCCGGCGGCGUAUCUGGCAUGAGCGCGGGUCUGAACUCGGGUAUCGACCGGGGGUCGGGCGCGGGCAGUGUGGUGCGGCGAGAGCAUCGCCAGGCCGAGCGAGAAGACAAGCUCCUCUCCCUGCUGGACGGACACCAUCACGCGGACGAGAUCCAGACCACUUUCGGAUUGAGUUGGACGCAGCUUGAGAAGGUUCUGGGUUUGGAGGACAUGAAGGGCGGUAUUGGUCGCAAGGGCGUCGCAGUCGUGUACAAUUAG
Trichosporon asahii var. asahii CBS 2479 is the source of this 1593-nucleotide messenger RNA. RefSeq lists its product as uncharacterized. The record is from RefSeq and is a predicted model, not a curated record. The transcript is spliced from 4 exons. The coding region runs from base 1 to 1593 and encodes 530 amino acids. Gene Ontology annotation, molecular function: GTPase activator activity. Gene Ontology annotation, biological process: positive regulation of autophagy; negative regulation of TORC1 signaling. NCBI's taxonomy places the organism in Eukaryota, Fungi, Basidiomycota, Tremellomycetes, Trichosporonales, Trichosporonaceae. Gene Ontology annotation, cellular component: GATOR1 complex; vacuolar membrane.